AGGCAAGGUCUAAAGAAGCAAUAUGGUGGUUACACUUGCCUCCUUACUGGAGACAAUGAAUAAGCUACAAGAUGUAUUUACAACAGUUGGUGUUUCGUCUGAUUCCAUGAACCUGCCCCAGAUCGUGGUGCUAGGCUCCCAGUCCUCUGGUAAAUCAUCUGUCCUAGAGAACAUAGUGGGCCGGGACUUUCUACCACGUGGAAUGGGAAUUGUAACACGUCGUCCCUUGAUUCUGCAGCUUAUAAACACAGAUGAACAGUGUAGUGCUAAUGGAGUCGAGCACAUGAUCUGGGCAGAGUUCCUCCACAGAAAGGGGGAGAUUUUUACAGAUUUCGAGCUGGUAAAACAGGAGAUAAGUAUUGAUACAGAGAGAGUUGCUGGAAACACUAAAGGUAUCUCAGCUGUCCCCAUUCACCUCAAGAUUUUCAGUAAUUCAACGCCGAAUCUAACUUUAGUUGACUUGCCUGGACUCACUAAAGUGCCUGUUGGAGGUCAGCCGGAGGAUAUUGAAACGCAAAUUGAGCAACUUAUCCUGAGCUAUGUUGAGAAUGAAAAUGCAAUAAUCCUAGCCAUCACUCCUGGUAAUCAAGACAUCGCUACAUCUGAUGCUAUCAAAGUUGCAAGGAAAGCAGAUCCAUUUGGUGAGAGAACGAUUGCCGUUAUUACGAAGGUUGACCUGAUGGAGCGAGGAGUUGAGGGAAUGAACCUGUUAAAAGGAAUAACCCUACCCGUCAAGCUUGGACUUGUUGGUAUAGUCAACAGAUCCCAAUUAGACAUUGAGGCAGGCAAAACAAUAAAACAAGCCUUGGAGGAAGAGGAAAAGUUCUUUUCCAAAAGCCACCCUAACCUGGCAAUAAAGAUGGGAACAUCGUAUCUGUCUGAAAGACUUAGUAUCAUCUUGAUGGGCCAUGUUAAGAAAUGUUUGCCCGGUCUCCGAAGUAGAGUGUCCCAUAUGAGAGGAGUUCAGGAGGCUGUAAUAAAUGAUUUAGGUAAAACCAUUUCAAAGAAAGGACCUGCCAUUCUAGAGCUUAUCAACACAUUUUGCGAGGAAUUCAGAUGUGUUAUCAACGGUAACUCAACCAAUAUCCAAACAACAGAAAUAUCAGGAGGAGCAAAGCUGUUUUACAUAUUCCAAGACACGUUUGGUAAAGCCUUGGAGGAGUUUGAUCCCAUGACUGGACUGAAUCUGUCAGAUGUUAGACAUGCUGUAAGAAACUCUAUGGGAACUAGACCGUCACUUUUUGUACCAGAAAUCGCGUUUGAAAUGCUGGUUAAACGUCAGAUAGGACUGUUGAGAGACCUAUGUUUGAGAGUUGUGGACUUGUCAUACGAUGAACUAGCUAACACCAUCUCGGUCACCUGCACAAGACACUUUGAGAGGUUUGAUAACCUGAAGUCAGCUGCUAUGACGUCAGGAAUCAACCUUCUGAGCGAGCGUUUACCGCCAACACGUCACAUGGUAGAGAAUCUACUGAACAUCGAGCAAGGAUACAUCAACACCAACCACCCUGACUUCAUGUACCGGUACAGGGCCAUGUCCGAGAGAUUAAAGACCAACUCAGAACCCUCUCAAGAUGCAGCCUCCGUUUCCAGUAUGAUAUCCAGAAUUAGCAUUUGUGAUCAAAGAGAACGCACGGACUCCGGAAAGGAGAUAGACCACAAACUGACAAAACGAGAGCGAGAGGAGGUCCAGAUGAUAGAGCUACUGAUCGUCCAAUACUUUACAAUUAUCCGCAAGCAGCUCCAGGACACAAUUCCCAAGACGAUAAUGUUCUUUAUGGUAGCCUACCUGACUAAAUCUCUCUCCAGUACCCUGAUUAGCGAGCUCUACUGCGAGGAGAAGUUUGACGAGCUGCUCCAAGAGAGCCAAGCAGUUACUAAGAAACGAGAACGCGCAACCAAGAUGCUGACUGCACUGAAUGAGGCACAGAGGGUGCUGAGUAACUUGAGAGAUAUCCCCGGUCUAUGAAGAUGGAAUGUGAGAGCGUCUGACAGCUUGUGGUUUGAAUAUUCUCCGACACCUGGAACAAAGGUUAACUGAGUAAAGUAAUCUCGUGUUUUGCGCAGUUAUGAAAUCUGAUGCUAGGCUUAACUUCAUGCCAGACAAAUAUUUCUAUUGUUUUGUCCAAGGCACAAGUUAAAUUCUGUGGACACCUGAGCGAUAUGUUUACCGAUCCCAUUUAACUGUAAUGAAACUUCCCAAACUUUUCUGCAGGGUUAAGGUUUAAUGAUGUACCUGUCUGCGAACUGCAAUAAUUUCAUUGUUGGUUUGUUUUGCCUAUACUUUGUUUUGUAUUCAUGCCAUAUUUAACAUUGUUUUUAGUUUAUUUUUCUUAAAUAGAUAAACUUUACAAUUUACGUGCAAUUACAGACAUGUGCUGUAAUAUGUUGACCCUAUGUUGAGCCUUUGCGAAGCUUAACGUGAGAUUGUUAGGCAACAAUUCUUGAAGCCUAAAGGUCAACUUUGAUUUCGAAUGUGUACUCACAUUUUUGAGUAAUGGCUCAUUACAUGAGUAUUAAUGUUUUGCAUGAACCUUUUACUUACAAUAUUUUGGUGAUCUGAAUGUUCGAGCUUUUUCUAUUUUUGUUUUAACGGUCGCAUGAUUAUUGUUUCCCGUGAUAUAUCGCCAAUGAAUAAUUUUCCUGAUUGUUGUAGUUUAAAAAGAACAACGUUUUAACGUUUAUCAAACAUUCCAUUUAUUUGAUGCGAUAUUUAAACGACCUGAUCAUAACUUAAGCCGAGCAAAAUAUAUUUGACAAACUCUGUGAGAAAUUUAUAAUUGUUAAAUCACUCUCACUAAAAGAGCUGUGUUUCUAACGAAGUUUUUAAGCAAAUUUUAUGUUGUAUAUUUUUGAAUUGUUUUAUUCUGUUCUGUGUUAACAACACUCAUUAUUCCAAAAAA
Bolinopsis microptera is the source of this 2903-nucleotide messenger RNA. RefSeq names its product dynamin-1-like protein. Lineage: Eukaryota; Metazoa; Ctenophora; Tentaculata; Lobata; Bolinopsidae. Gene Ontology annotation, cellular component: mitochondrion; cytoplasm; microtubule. Gene Ontology annotation, biological process: mitochondrial fission. The coding region runs from base 23 to 1969 and encodes 648 amino acids. Gene Ontology annotation, molecular function: microtubule binding; GTP binding; GTPase activity. The record is from RefSeq and is a predicted model, not a curated record. The transcript has 2 exons.